AUGUCCACACAAUUAUUGGAAUGGCUAUAUAAGCACGGACUUUAUUAUCAUAAAUUAUUCCUAAUCUUUCCAUACUGGCCUUCAAAAACUUUUCGGUCUUAUGGGCUCAAUGGUGGAGACUUUAUUAUUGAGAAUAAAAAAGUGAAAUUCGACUCUAAAGAAGCCUUCAUUGAAUUCAUUGAUAAUUGCCAAAAUUCGCUUAGAAAUCCUGUUAUAAUAUUAGAUAUGAAAGAAAUUCUAGAUACUUUACCAACACCAUCAAAACUUGGAGAACCUGAAGAAUGGUUAUCAUUGGAUACUCACCCUCGUGAUCUUGAACAUAUCUUUGACAAAUAUGGACGUCUUAAUCGAUUGGAAGUGAAACGAGGUUACGCUUUUGUUGAAUAUCAAGACGAGAGAGAUGCAUCUGACGCAAUGAAAGAAACUGAUGGUUUGCGAGUACGCGGAAAUCGUAUUGUUGUUGAAUGGGCAAAAAAUGGUGGUAGAAAACCAGCCGAAAAUCAGUGCUUUAAGUGUGGUAGAGAAGGUCAUUGGGCAAAGGAUUGCCGUUCGAGCCGUAGAGAAAGGCGAAGGAGCAAGAGUCCAAGAAAAAGAAAGACAAUUGUUAGGUUUGGGGAGAAGUUCAAUUUGUUAAAUCAGCUAGACCAUAGUCAGUGUUCGACGAAUCCGUUUCAACCUGCUUGGGACAGGAGGAUGAGCCUACAUUUUUUAUUGGAAUUUAAUUGUUCCGCGGGAAGAAUUAUAUACUAUUCAAAAGACUACCAGAGUAUCAGUCCGACCAACCUAAGAUUAUUGAAUAAUGGUGGUUUAAAACCCUGUCCGUAUCUGAAAGCUCUCGGAAAUUUGAAUGGUCGAAAUAUUGAAUUCCGUUUCAAAGAAUCACCGUCAGCUUUCUUUCCCGCCGAAAUAUCUCGUUCUCGUUCACCUAAGCGAUCAUUAACACCUGCAAGACGUGAUCGUGAUGAUAGAUAUUAUAGGAGAUAUUCUGAUGAUGAAAGAGAUAGGAGGCAUAGUCAUGAUGACAGACGUUAUUCGUAA
This is a messenger RNA of Funneliformis caledonium, 1038 nucleotides long. Lineage: Eukaryota; Fungi; Glomeromycota; Glomeromycetes; Glomerales; Glomeraceae. The record is from the annotation of a GenBank genome assembly.